Molecule: messenger RNA, 3025 nt
Organism: Nasonia vitripennis (jewel wasp)
Lineage: Eukaryota; Metazoa; Arthropoda; Insecta; Hymenoptera; Pteromalidae
Exons: 6
Coding region: 246-1592 (448 amino acids)
Source: RefSeq, a predicted model, not a curated record
CUCCUGGGGCGAAGCUGCCUCCAGGGAGUGGGGAUCGCUGAGCGCUCGCUGCGCUCGGCUGGCCCGAGCUGCGAGCUGAGCCGAUGCGUCGAGCUGUGCAGAGCCGGGCCCGGCAGUGCGCCGGUGAACUCCGACGAAAUUGCUCGCGUCGGCUCUCUUCUCUUCUGCCUCGCCGGUGCUUUCAGCGCUGAUCUUCUCGUACACUCGCGGGAGACUGGACAGCCGAGUGGACCUGGGCCGGCGAAAUGUGGAGGAUACUGCUCGCCACCUUUUGCGCGGUCGCGGCGACUGUUGCGCAAGACUACGAGGUGUCGGACAUCCAGUGCAGCGGCGCCAGCUCGACCUCGGACCUGCUCACCGCGAAGAUCAGGCGGCCGAUCGGCUUCAGAGGUGGUCCCCUCUUCGCGGAUGACAGAGCCGCCGAUCCGCUCGUCGACAUCCACUGCCAGAUCCGACCGGACCCCAACGAUCCACAGGAGGACAACUACUUCCUCAAAGUAACGGACUUUACGCGCUGCGGCAUACUCAAGCGCAAUGGCUUCAUCCAUUUGAGGAUAUGGUUUCCGGCCUUCCCCGGAGUUGUCAUGCUCGCUGACCAAGAAUUGAUCCUAAUGUGUCGUCCGCCCGAGCCGACGCUGCUGCGCCACAAAGCCGCGGGAUUCGCUGGGACUUUUCCACACGGCGCCCGAGUCUCCGGCGUGGUCGAGGAGACCCCGGGCCGUCUCGAGUACGAGGUCGCCCUGUACCGCGAGGCAUCCGGCAACGCCACCGAGCCCAGCUCGAGCACCCCCUCGGCCCCGGGCACAGGCAACGCGGCAUCUCAGACCGUCGACCAAGCCGUUCCCAUAGGCACGAAGCUCCAGCUCCGCGCUCGCAUCAGCCCCGAGAGCGCCUGGGGCUACAUCAAGCUCCUCGAGGUCACCGUCAGCCCCGACCCCGACCAGCCCCACGCGCCAGGAAGCGUCGUCCUCGUGAAGGACGGCUGUCGCAACCGGGACUUCGCCUCGAUCAUCCCGCACCAGCCCGCCAGGUACAGGGACCGGAAGAACGAGGUCUUCCUCGACUUCGAAGCUUUCCUGCUGAGCUCCAUGAGGGACCGGUCCACGCUGUGGAUCCACUCGCAGAUCAAGGCCUGCAUGGAGCCGCAGGACUGCCAGCCGGACUUUUGUCUGGAUCUGUUCGAGCCGUCGGGUCACGGAAAGAGAAGAAAGAGAGCAGUCGAGCCGGCGCAGGGAAACGUGACCGAGUAUUCGCCGAGAGUAGGACGACUGAUUCAGCGAUACAACGACUCGACGCCGACGACGAAAUUCAAGGAAAACAUCGAGUACACCGUUAUCAUGCCCGACGAUCUGUACGACCGGGUGGCGGCGAACCUGGAGGGCAGCUGCGGCAACUUCCUCUACGUGGCCGCGGGUCUGGGCGGUCUGCUCGUCCUCUCGGCGCUGAUGAUGUGUUACCUGGCGUCCCGCCUACACAGCCUCUCGGUCUCGCUGCCGAUGCAGGGCAAAUCGAUCGACGAUCUUGUGCGCGACCGCGCGAGGAAGUACUGCGACGUCGCGCCGGGAUACACCGGCCGCUCGACCGUGCAGUAAUGCGGCCGCUCCCCUUUCGCUCUCUUUUAUCUCUUUUAUCUCUCUCUCCUCUCUCUCUCUCUCUCUCUCUCUCUCUCUCUCUUCCUCUACUCUUCUGUCCUGGAAAAAUGAUGGGCUGCUGAGGGAGAGGCCGCGUGUGCACUGACCAGCGACGCCGGGGCCAUUCGAUAUCGCCGACGCGUGGGAGGCUCCGAUUCGAUUUCUGCUGAUGGAUGAUCGAGGUGGUUCCGAGGACGAUGAUGAUGAUGAGGAGGAGGAUGCGGCGUCUAACGGCGAAUUUGAAUGCGCGGCGUCGCUCCGACGAGUGUAUUAGAGAUUUUAUUACGUGUACUGCCCGGUGAGUAGAUUUGGCUGCGUUAAAAAUUGAAUUGGUUUUUUUAUCUGAUUAGCCCUACAGAUCUGCUCAUCGGGUCGUCUUUAGUGAUUAUACUAAACUGACACCUUGCUUUCGAUAACUUAAUUUUACACUAUUUAUUUGUCUAUGAUACUACGCAAUCGACUGAUUUCUCGACAGAGUGAUUAAACGUGAAUUUGAUGACGUGCAUUUGUAAAGAUGACAGUCAAAUUUGCAUUUCGCCAACGUUCUUUCCAAAAGACUCUGUUUUCCUUUUAUCUAGACGUCGUUAUCAAUACUCAAAGUCAUAAGAUAACGUAGAAUUAAAACGAUUGUUUCACUCGUAUGAAUAUCUCGCAUUGUAACAGGAAAACCUAAUUUUAGAUAUAGAUUCAUAAGUCCGAAAUGAAUGCUAUUGCGUGACCUGAAUGUGCGAGCACUAUAUAAGUGAAAAUAGUUUUAUGCAAAGCAUGCAUUAACUUUUAGGGUAUACCUUGAUGGCCGGAUGUAACGAUUAUCCGAGACUGACGCACACAACAGAUUUUAAUAUUAAUUGGUUUAAGGUUUCGUUUAAGGCAAGUUGCCUUUGGUGCGUGUACAUAGACGUAUUUUAUAAUUAGAACAAAUGUAGUGCCACCAAUACAUUUCAUCGUAUGUACCUUGCGAGUAUUAUACAACCGACUUUCCUUUCAUUAUUGCAAUGACUUGGGUUGGUGAGCACGAUUAUCGAUAUUUUAUUCCUCAUUCGCAAUAAUUUACUUAAAAUAUUGAAAUGUGUAAAAGAUUAUUAAUAAUUUUGUAUGCGAGCAUUCGAUCAGCAACUAAACUGAUACGCAUUUGUUGCUUGAACCUCUGUUUUUGAAUAAAAUUACGAUAGUUCGAUUGUACGUAAAUUUAUACUGACAAUAAAGUAAAAUUUCAAUAAUAACAAAUGGUGUAAAAUGACAAAUUGAAUUUAUUGGUCAAAUAAUCUUAUAUAAUUUUGCUAAAAGUAUAUCAUGCUUUGUGGUUCUAAAACAAUGUAGUAAAACAUCGAAAUCCAUCGAUUCUAAUAUAAUAGAACAAAACGAUAAAAAUAACUUUCUAAGAAUAAAAAAAA